CUCCAUCGCUUGCUCACCCACUCUCACACGCACCACACGCAGAGCCCUUGCCCAGGAGACAUACGAUAUACACAUUGCAGCCUCUCACCGAGUGGCUGUCACCCCACCCUCGUGUCUGGCGUCGACAGGAGAGGGAGAGACCCGCACCCCCGCUUCCCCCCUCGUAGAAUAGUGCCCAUCAUGAACACCUGGAUCGACAAGACCACCGUGCGCACCAUGCUCGCAGAGCGUGAGAAUCCGCCCUUUGACGUACGCAAGAUGUCCAUCGCAAUGCAUGGCAACGAGCGCAUGCUCAAGCUCAAGGAGCGCCAAAUGCUCGAGCUCGAGCGCAACCCGCUCUUCUACAUGGGCGACUACCACGAUUUGACUAAGGAUGAGCUCCGCGAGCGCACCAUGUCCCGCAUUGCAUCGCUUGUCCACUACGUCACCAACGAGAGCGUCGAAGAGUUCACCAAGCGCAUGGAACUCAUCGGGCUUUUCGACCCAGGCUUCUGGACACGCUUCGGCGUCCACUACGGCCUCUUUCUCGGCGCUAUCCGCUCCGGCGCGACGCCUAACCAGUUCAGUUACUGGAUGGACAAGGGCGUCAUCGGCUGCAACGGCAUGUUCGGCUGCUUCUGCAUGACUGAGCUCGCCCACGGCUCCAACGUCGCUGGCCUCGAGACCACCGCUACAUUUGACGAAAAGACGGACGAAUUCAUCAUACACACCCCGCACCUUGGCGCCACCAAGUGGUGGAUCGGCGGCGCGGCGCAGACCGCCACCCACGGCGCCGUAUUUGCCAAGUUGAUCGUCAACGGCCGCUCGUACGGCACAAAGACGUUCAUCGUCCCCUUACGCAACCCGCAGACGUUCGACCUGCUCCCCGGGAUUAAUGUCGGCGACAUUGGCAAGAAAAUGGGCCGGGACUCGAUCGAUAAUGGCUACGUGCAGUUCACUAAUGUGCGCAUCCCGCGCGCGUAUAUGCUCAUGAAGCACACCCAGGUAACGCGCGACGGCGAGGUGCGCGAACCGCCGCUGCAACAGCUCACCUACGGCGCCCUGCUUCAAGGCCGCGCCGCGAUGGUCUCUGACGCGGCCAACAUGGCGAAAAAGGCGCUGACGAUCGCCGUGCGCUACGCUGCCGUGCGCCGACAGUUCAAGAGCGACCCCAAGGAGCCGCUCGAGACGCAGAUCCUCGACUACCCGAUCCACCAGCGCAGGCUUAUGCCCCUGCUCGCACAGUCCGUCGCCUUUGGCUUCACCGCGCUCGAGAUGGUGCGCCUGUAUGAGGAGACGAGCCAGGCGCUCGAGGCGCUCGAACCGGGCGACCCCAACCUCGCGGCGACACUUGAGCUUCUAAAGGAAACGCACGCGACGAGCGCUGGCCUCAAGGCCUUCUGCACCUGGGCCACACUCGAGUCAAUUGACAAGGCGCGUCAGGCGUGCGGUGGGCACGGGUACAGCUCAUACAACGGCUUUGCAUCCAUGUAUGCCGACUUUGCCGUGCACUGCACCUGGGAGGGAGACAACACCAUCCUCGCCCUCCAGUCGGGCCGCUCGCUCAUCGCGUCGUACCAGGACGCGCUCGAGGGCAAGCACCUGCGUGCUGGCUGUGUCUACCUCAACGAGCUGCAGACGGUGCUGCAGCGCACAGGGCGCGACGCGGACCUCGACAGCCUCGACGGCAUCCAGCGGGGCUGGGACACGGUCGCAGCGCAUGCCGUCAAGAAGGCCGCUGAGGACUUCCAGGCUUGCAUCGACCAGGGCAUGAGCAAGGACGCCGCGAAUGAAAAGUGCAGCCAGGUACGCUUCGUCGCGGCCAGCGUCCACUCAAGCUGUUUCAUCUUCCGCCAGUUCAAGCAAGCUGUUGAGCGCCUGCCGCUGCAGAGCGCCGACGACAGGAAGGUGCAGGAGCACCUCGCACUGCUUGCGCGCUUCUACGGUCUCUGGCAGAUGGAGGAGAAGGCUGCGUUUUUCCUGCGCGCACGCUGGCUCAGCGCCGAGCAGCUCGACCUCGUGCAGGCCAAGGUGUCCGAGUGCUGCACACGCGUGCGCGCCUUUGCCAUCCCCCUGAUCGACGCGUUCGCCAUUAGCGACCACAUCAUCAACAGUCCCAUCGGCAGGGCGGACGGCAAUGUCUACGCAGAGUACUUUAGGCUCGUCAGGCGCAAUAACCCGCAAGGCAAGCCGCACCCGUACUUUGAGCGCGUUAUCAAGCCCUUCCUCUUCCGCCCGACGGGCGAGGGCACCAUGGAGGACUUUGACGAGGCGAUCGGCAUUGACGAGGAGAUCAAGGAGAUCAAGGAGGACCAGGAGGCCGCCGCCGCGGAGGACGCUGAGCGCAAGAGCAAGCAGGAGGACCAGGAGCGCAUCCGCAAGGCUGAAGAUGAAUUCAAGUAGCCAGCCAGCGCGCAUGCGGAGCGCAGCGCAGCAGAGUGGAUUUUGUUUUACUAGUUUAUACCUCCAAAAUGCAAUCGACUGGAAUUAGACAGCAGCAAAUGACGCGUCCCAGCAACAGCAAGUGCCGUUCUCGUU
Tilletiaria anomala UBC 951 is the source of this 2517-nucleotide messenger RNA. Its product is annotated as acyl-coenzyme A oxidase I. Gene Ontology annotation, molecular function: acyl-CoA oxidase activity; FAD binding; fatty acid binding. NCBI's taxonomy places the organism in Eukaryota, Fungi, Basidiomycota, Exobasidiomycetes, Georgefischeriales, Tilletiariaceae. Gene Ontology annotation, cellular component: peroxisome. The record is from RefSeq and is a predicted model, not a curated record. Gene Ontology annotation, biological process: lipid homeostasis; fatty acid beta-oxidation using acyl-CoA oxidase. Bases 181 to 2382 code for a protein of 733 amino acids. The transcript is spliced from 3 exons.